AUGCUUGGGAGAUAUGUUAAUAAUCUCAAUAAAAGAACUCACCGGUUCAGCAAUUUCAGCCGUACAUAUAAGAUCUGCGUUGUUGGCAGCGGACCGGGCGCAUUCUAUACUGCUCAGGAAUUACUGAAGAGAAGCGGAGCUGAAAUCGAUAUUUUUGAGCGAUUGCCUGUACCAUUUGGGCUUGUUCGAUACGGCGUAGCUCCUGAUCAUCCUGAAGUCAAGAACUGCAUAAAUGGCUUUACUAGUCUGAUGCAAACACGUCGAUGCCGUUUUUACGGAAACGUUAACGUUGGAAAGGAUAUUUCUGUUGAGCAGCUAAGAUCAGCUUACAAUGGAGUCGUACUGGCAUACGGAGCUGAAAAUAAUCGCAAACUGGGCAUACCGGGAGAGGAUAUUUCUGGUUGCUAUGCCGCCCGGGAAUUUGUUGGCUGGUACAAUGGAAUACCGAGUAUGGCUGGCUUGAAACCUGACCUAAGUUGCGAGAAUGUAGUAAUAUUUGGACACGGAAAUGUUGCGUUAGAUGUCGCGAGGAUGUUACUGUCUCCGGUAGCUGUAUUGGAGAAAACGGAUAUAUCUGGAGCUGCUCUAGAGACGUUAAUAAAUAGUAAGAUAAGAAAUGUAUAUAUCAUCGGACGUAGAGGACCGUUACAGACUGCGUUCACCAUCAAAGAAUUUAGAGAGUUAACAAAGCUACCAAAUUGUCAUGGGCACUUAGAUAAAAAUGUAUUUACUGAUCUAAAUAGCAUUAUUCCAGAUCUAGCAAGGCCUCGUAGAAGGUUAACUGAAUUAAUGAUGAAAACAGCUCUCUCUGAAAAAACAGCUGAAUUAUGUCAACAAACUGGUUCACAGCACUGGCACAUGAAAUUCAAUAGAAGUCCUACGGAAGUGCUAUCAUCGCCGAAUUGCAGAAGAGUUAGUGGGAUUCGGAUGGAAAUAAAUAAAUUAGAGAAAACUUCUGAAGCCGUCCGAGCAGUCGGAUCAGGAAAAUUUGAAGACCUUGCUUGUGGUUUGGUUAUUUCGAGUAUUGGCUAUAAGAGCAUCGCUAUAGACGAAAAUGUUCCGUUCGAUGCGGUCACAGGAAUAAUACCUAAUGUAAAAGGGCGCGUUGUUAGCAAAAGACUUUACUGUAGUGGAUGGGUUAAGCGUGGCCCUAUUGGAGUAAUUGCUAGUACUAUGAAGGACGCUUUUGAGACUGCUGAAAUGAUUUCGGAAGACAUGAAGCAAGAUAAUUUGCCUACCAGCUCUUGUUUUGGAUUUGAAGAAAUUGCAAAGUAUUUAGAUCAAAAAGGAGUAAGGUAUGUAACUUUUGAAGACUGGAAUAAAAUUGAUGCUCACGAAAAAUACCUUGGGAGGAUGAAAAACAAGCCUCGAGAAAAAUUAACUUCUGUUGUUGAGAUGCUAAAUGUUAUUGAUACGCCUUAG
Molecule: messenger RNA, 1422 nt
Organism: Trichoplax adhaerens
Lineage: Eukaryota; Metazoa; Placozoa; Uniplacotomia; Trichoplacea; Trichoplacidae
Exons: 15
Coding region: 1-1422 (473 amino acids)
Biological process (GO): ubiquinone biosynthetic process
Cellular component (GO): mitochondrion
Source: RefSeq, a predicted model, not a curated record